UUGACUCAGGCCUAACUAACACCCUGACUAGGUACAGGGCAUGAACUGAGUGUGCUGGGCCAGAGAGUGGCCCACGAGGGGAGCUGAUCAAAGCUCAAGUCCUCAGGAAGGAGAAAGAUACCACCUGUGGGUGAGGGGGUCUCACCCACUCAAGUCUCACCCGGCUCAAGUCUCAGCAAGCAGGAGUGUGAAGAGCUUGGUUCUGAGCAGUGCCAGGAAGACCUGGGGGCGCAGAAGCAGCAGGGCCAGCCCGGCCCAUGUCCUGCCCCAGUCCUGGAAGGACAGAAGGAACAAGGCCUAUACCCCUUUGGAUGAAGUGCCAUGGCCAGACUCUCCCUGAGCCUGCUGCUCCUGGUGGCCACCGUGACCCUUGUGUCCAGAGGUGUCCACACCUGGGGCAGGUCAAAGGUGGUGAGGAAGUUCCAAGACAUCCCGGAAACUUACGUCUAUGUGCAGCAGGCACUGUGGUUUGCCAUGAAAAACUAUAACAAGGCCAGCAAAGACAAGUACACUUUCAAGGUGGUAAAGGUCCUUAAAUCCCAGGAGCAGGUCACAGAGAGUUUGGACUACUUUCUUGAAGUCAAAAUUGCCCGAACAAUGUGCAAGAAAAUUUCAGGAGAAAAUGAAAACUGCUUAUUACAACAGGAUCCUCAAAUGCAAAAGAUGUUUCUUUGCACCUUUAUUGUUGCAACCAAACCUUGGAAAUUUGAGUUCACUAUGCUGAAGAAACAAUGCAUAGAGGUUUAAUUAUCAUCUAGCAUA
Molecule: messenger RNA, 762 nt
Organism: Ailuropoda melanoleuca (giant panda)
Lineage: Eukaryota; Metazoa; Chordata; Mammalia; Carnivora; Ursidae
Product: cystatin-13
Exons: 4
Coding region: 322-747 (141 amino acids)
Molecular function (GO): cysteine-type endopeptidase inhibitor activity
Source: RefSeq, a predicted model, not a curated record